Fusarium falciforme is the source of this 1155-nucleotide messenger RNA. RefSeq lists its product as hypothetical. Bases 1 to 1155 code for a protein of 384 amino acids. The record is from RefSeq and is a predicted model, not a curated record. The transcript has a single exon. NCBI's taxonomy places the organism in Eukaryota, Fungi, Ascomycota, Sordariomycetes, Hypocreales, Nectriaceae.
AUGCCAGAAUCUUCUUCCACCUCCACCCAGCUUGACAGUCGCCCUCCCAUUCCCACCGCAUGUCUUCUCUCCGACGAGGAGCUCAUCGCUUCCUUUACUCCACAGGAACAGCGGUUCUAUCAAUGGCAUCUAGAGACUGAGGAGCAGAGAGACUAUCUCCUGGCUCUUAUUUCAGACCCCGGCGCCUACGAUCGCUUCCAUGAGGAGGCAUGGCCGAACCGGGAAGAAUAUCUUGCAUACAUGCAGUGGUCUCGGAAGUGGCUUGGCCGCCACAUGGAGAGAAUGUUCUACCGUAUGCCCGACGAAGUGUUCUUUGAGCAACUCCGAAGCACCAACUUGACCAAGGAAGGUGACCUUGGUGAACUUUGUUGGACCCUGAACAUGUGCAACGUCCCGCUGGUUGUCUUGGGCGAAGCAACCUUUGAUGGCAUCUUCACCUGCUACGCUAUCCGGCCAUCCUCCAACUUUCUCUACGCGAGCCCGCCCUUGGGGGAGUUGACGAAAACCCGAGGCGAUUUGAUGCAUGAAAAUGCUCUUGCCAUCAAUCUUAAUGUUAGCACCGACACCAGAGGGUUCCCGGCCGUUGCGGUUCGAGACGUCGAGAAAGAAUGGGUGAUGAAAGGAGGCAUCGAGGUUCCAGACUCAGUCGACAUCCACCCCGAUGAACCCGAUGGCAAGACCAACUUUGUUUUUGCGCAACUGGGAGAGCUGUGCACUUAUGUCGGUGACUGGGAGACUGAACGCACCAAGAGCCUCGACGACAUCGUUGGUGGAACAUGGCAACUUACUGGCUUUGGGGUUGUUGCCGAGAUCUCCUCCAAGGGUCUUCCAAAGGCGCUUUGGGCCAUCUACAAUACUCAUCUUCCCACAGAGCGCCUGAGUGACGAAGAACAUCGGGUCCAUGACCUCAGGGGGGGAUUGGGUGGCUGGAUCUUCAAGAAGCACGCCGCUAGAUCCGAGCGCGACACCAGCAACAGAUUCUUUGCCGCCAGAAUUACCAAUAACCUGAUGGGCUUUGGGCCUGCAAAGAAGUUGGAGUUCGAAAUCUUCUCUCGGUCAGAGGUGCAGAUCGUCCCCGCCAUGGUCUAUCAAGUUUCUGCGCAGCAGCCCGUUGUUGUCCCGCUGCAAGUGGUGGACCUGGAUUCCGAGAAGUAG